AUGGCAGCUUACAGUUGCUUCGUGCUGCUGAUGCUGGUCAUGGUUGGCGGCUCUGGUAAAGAACCGACUUGGGGAAAGCUAGGCAAGGUUGGUUUUGCCAUCGGUCGCAACUCUCCUGGCUUGAUUCCGCGAAACCGGAGUCACUUUGUAAAGGAUGUGCGGCGUGCCCAGAGGGAUUACCUGAAGAACUAUGAAGCUGUUUCUGGCCUGGAAACUUCAAAGACCAUGGGCUUGCUUUAUGAAGGCGGGUCAGCUGCCGAGUUUGCGUUGCCCACUUCACUUCGUGCCGACAGCGGGAGCGUUCUUGCCUUGAAGUUUUUUGGCCACGAUGCCAGUAUAGCGGUGGCAAAGGGUGGCAGGAUUCAGUGUGUUUUAGAACUGGAGCGCCUGUUUGAGAUUCGAUACUUUUCGCCAAGCGCCGAUUCUGACGACCCCGCCUACACGUGGUUUUCUGCGCUUGAGCUGGUACAGAAGAAGUGCGAGUGCGAAGACGGAAUCUGCCCCACUAGCUUCGACCAUGGUGUUUUGGUAAAUUUCGGUACUCGCCUCGGAGCUCGUUGGCAAGUUAAUUUUCCAAAGCUGGUCGAAGAAGUCUUCCCUGUCCGCGAGUGGAGGAAUGUAAAUCACCAUGAAGCCCAUGCAAUGCUGGGGUAUUUUGCUUCGCCAUUUCGUUCCGCGUUCAUUCUGUCAUACGAUGGCGGCGCGAAUGACGGUGAGUCCACAGCAGGUCAGCGCGCAGCCGCGGCGACGAUUCAGUCGGAGUUUGAGCGCUUAGUGACCUCCAAGGUCCAUGACUUCUUGACAAGGCUGCAGACAGCAGAGGCGGAUGUGGAAGGCAUUGUUCUGACUGGCGGCUGCGCACUGAACGUAGUGGCCAACCAGCUCAUCCGGGAUCACUUCACAGAAGCUGUAUCCAUCCAGCCUGACAUCAGGAAGCCGCGGGAUGUCUACGUGCCACCUGCACCGAACGACUCUGGCUUGACAGUCGGAGCUGUCUGGGCCGUGACACCUCCCACUGGGCCCCGGCAGCCUUUGCAAUACCUCGGUUUUCGGCUAUGGGAUCUUGACAUCCUGGAGCAGGAGGCACGACAAAGGGGAGCUCUUCGGCUCUCGGAAUUGGGCGGCGUGGUCCACUUGGCUGAGCUACUCGCUGGUGGUCCUGCGUGGCAGGCCGAGACUGCCCGACGGCCCCGCGAGCAAAUUCGCUUCUCGAAGCCCAUCAUUGCCGUGGUGCGCGGGAGGCAGGAGUUUGGCCCCCGGGCCUUGGGCCACCGCUCCCUGCUUGCAGUACCCGACUCGGAAGCCAUGCGAGACCGAAUGAAUCGGCUGAAAUUUCGACAGUGGUACAGGCCAGUCGCGCCGAUGAUUGCCGAGGAGGCGCUUGAGGAAGUCUUUGGCCACAAGUACACUUCUUCUUACAUGGAGUUUGCGCCUAAAGUGCUGGAAGAGGUUCGUCGUCGCUUCCCAGCACUGGCACACUUCGACGGCACCGCAAGGCAUCAGUCGGUCAGCCGCGCUGACGAGCCCUGGGUGCAUGCACUGCUGCUUGCUGUUGGACGAUGGACCGGUCUGGCCGCUCUCAUGAACACGAGCUUCAAUUCAAAGGGAAAGCCGAUCGUAAAUUCCGUGAAAGAGUCCCUUCAGAUGUUGGACGAGCUGGCAGAUCUAGAUUAUGUGCUCAUCGAUGAUUGGCUCUUCCGGGCUCCGUUCUUAAAGGAGCCAGGAAGACUUCCUGAUGAGUCAAAUUCGGUGCAGGCGAGUCACGUCGGACCGGUCUGA
Messenger RNA from Symbiodinium pilosum, 1779 nucleotides. The record is from the annotation of a GenBank genome assembly. NCBI's taxonomy places the organism in Eukaryota, Dinophyceae, Suessiales, Symbiodiniaceae.